AUGUUUUAUUUAUUGUCCCAAAUACUUAAAGAAAUAUAUUAUAUAAAAUAGUAGCUGUUUAAUAAUUUGUUUAUAAGUUAUCAUUCAUAAAUAAGGAUAAUAAGAUGGAAAAGCAAAAUAAAAGUCAUGAAAUUAAACACAAUUUGAGAGCUAAAAGUCCUACAAUUAAAUCAUCUUUACAAGAUUGUAGUAUACCAUAUAAUACUUCAAAUCCUCAAGGAUUAAAUCCAAUUACAAAGGAAAAUCAAGAAAUAAAAGUCUUAACAGAAUCAACUCCAAGUAUUAACCAACCAAAAGUAUUAAAGAAGUUGAAUUUAUUAAGUAAUUUACAAUCAACACCAAAUACUCGGCAUUUUAACAAAUUAGAAAUGGAUUCAAGAAUAAUAAUGAAUCUCAGUCCAAUAAUGUCUACGUCUACUUUAAAACAAAACUUAUAUAAUCAUAAAGAUAUUUAUCAACAUAAAUCACAUACAGACAUCGAUUUUUCAUUGAAUCCACUGAAAUAUCAGAAUUCAUCAAAUCUUUGUAAAAGUCAUGAAUUAAACAAAUGGAAAACAAACAAAACUAUAAUUGAACCAACUCAUAAAUGUAAUACUGUCGAUUCAUUAACAAAAUUAUCUGAAAAUACAAGACAAAUAAAUGAAAAUAAUAAUAAUGAAAAAGCUAAAAGAUGCUUAUUUGAAAAAGAUAAAACAAAUAGUUUGUCUAAUUUAGAAACAGAUCAAGAUUCACUUAACAUUUCUUUGGAUAUAUUGGAACAAGUAUGUCAAAUGUCAGAAAUUUUUGAUGAUAGUUUAACUGAGGAAGUAAAAAAAAGUGUUGAUACUGAUAAAAAAAAAAAAUUAGCAUUUUUUCUUUAUGGAAAUAAUACACCUAAACUUGAUGAUACGGAGGAAGAAAACAAAUUAUUACAAUUGGCAUUAAGUAUGGAAGAUAAUGUAUUGGCUGAAUCUAAAUCAAAGAAUAAAUUAUGUUUUGAAGGAGAAUUUACCUCUUUAAAUCAACUUAAAAAUAAAGAAACAAACGUAUCUAAAUAUGAAAGUGAACAAUCUAAAAAUAAUAAGUUUAACACAUAUAUUAUAAGUGAUUCAAAAUGUAACUUUUUAGAUCCUGAAGAUAUGAAUGACAUUGGAAAUACACAGAUGUGUGAAAUAGCUGAUAUAACAGAACCAUUAGAAUCAUUUGAUGAUCAGUGGUCACAACAGUAUACUAGUAAUGUAUCUAAUUUAAGCAAUAAUGUAAAAGAAAAUAAUUUCCAUGAAGAUUGUGAAGCAGUUAUAAGCACAUCAUUAGAUUUUAUUAACCAUAAGGUUAAUUUAAAAAAAAGUAAUUCAUUAGAUAACAUUAAUGAAAGAUUAGAAAUAUUCCAAUCAAUCAGUAGAAAUGAACUAAAUGAAUCUCCAAUUGUGACUCAAGAUGAAAACAUAACAAAUAAUAAACUAUGUAAAGGUUUCUCAACAGCUGGAGGUAAAUCUAUUAAAAUUUCAGAUACAGCUUUACAAAAAGUUCAAACUAUGUUAAAAGAUGAAUUGAAUGAAUCAUCAACAGCAACUAAAGAUAUAAUUAUUACAAAGACUAAUAUCUGUAAAGGUUUCUCAACAGCUGGAGGAAAAUCUAUUAAAGUAUCAGAUACAGCUUUAAAAAAAGUUCAAACUAUGUUAAAAGAUGAAUUGAAUGAAUCAUCAACAGCAACUAAAGAUAUAAUUAAUACAAAGACUAAUAUCUGUAAAGGUUUCUCAACAGCUGGAGGAAAAUCGAUUAAAGUAUCAGAUACAGCUUUACAAAAAAUUCAAACUAUGUUAAAAGAUGAAUUGAAUGAAUCAUCAACAGCAACUAAAGAUAUAAUUAAUACAAAGACUAAUAUCUAUAAAGGUUUCUCAACAGCUGGAGGAAAAUCUAUUAAAGUAUCAGAUACAGCUUUACAAAAAGUUCAAACUAUGUUAAAAGAUGAAUUGAAUGAAUCAUCAACAGCAACUAAAGAUAUAAUUAUUACAAAGACUAAUAUCUGUAAAGGUUUCUCAACAGCUGGAGGAAAAUCGAUUAAAGUAUCAGAUACAGCUUUACAAAAAGUUCAAACUAUGUUAAAAGAUGAACUGAAUGAAUCAUCAACAGCAACUAAAGAUAUAAUUAAUACAAAGACUAAUAUCUGUAAAGGUUUCUCAACAGCUGGAGGAAAAUCUAUUAAAGUAUCAGAUACAGCUUUACAAAAAGUUCAAACUAUGUUAAAAGAUGAAUUGAAUGAAUCAUCAACAGCAACUAAAGAUAUAAUUAAUACAAAGACUAAUAUCUGUAAAGGUUUCUCAACAGCUGGAGGAAAAUCUAUUAAAGUAUCAGAUACAGCUUUACAAAAAGUUCAAACUAUGUUAAAAGAUGAAUUAAAUGAAUCAUCAACAAUUUUUAAAGAUACAACUAAUACAAACUCUAACUUUUAUGAACAACUAUUGAAUGCUGAAGGUAAAUCUAUUAAAGAAUUUGACAAAUCGUUACAAAAUAAUCAAGUAACAUAUAAAGAUGAUACACAAUUAUUUGAUAGUUCAUUAAAAAUAAUGGCCAUUGCAAGUGAUUGUAAUAAUUUUAACAAAGUCUCAAAAUCAACCAACAAUCCAAAAACUAAAUCAAACUAUUUUGAAACUGUAAAACACGAAGAAGAAUGUACAUUUGAAGAUGAUUUAUCUUUAAUUAACACAGUUGAAAAGUUUGAAAGGGAUCAAGUUGUUUGUAAGCCAGUACUAAGAAAUAAACGUCCAGGAAGUCCUAUAAAUAAAUAUGAAAUUGAUUAUAAAAUAAAAAAAACAGUACAUAAUGAAAGGUGGGAAAUUGACGAGUUAAAUGCUUCAUUUAGUGAUUACUUAUCAAAAAAAUUAAAUGGACCUAAAAUAUUAUUACCAGAAGUGGUUGAUUGGGUCUUACCAAAAAUAUUUACUACGAAACAGUUUCCUGAGAAUGGUGUUGCAAAAGAAUUAAUCAAAUUGAAUGUUGAUAAUGCUAUAAAUUUGAAGUUAUAUUGGGAAAAAAAUUAUAAAUUACCUGAUGGCCGUGAAAAUAAAAUGUACAAUUUUCAAGAUGUAAAAUACUUUUUUUUAUCACACAAUUUUGUUGAUUGCAAACUCAUUCCUAAUGGAUGGAUAGAAAACCAUUUUCGUUUAAUUGUGUGGAAAUUAGCUGCUACUGAAAUUUGUUUUCCUAAUCAUUUUGGAAACAAGUUAUUAACUGCAAAAAAUAUAAUACACCAACUAUUAUAUAGAUAUUAUAGAGAAAUAGAAAAAUGUCAAAGAUCUGCAUUAAAAAAGAUACUUGAAAAAGAUGAAACUACAUCGAAAAGGAUAGUUUUAUGUGUUUCAAAAGUUAAUAAAGUAAGUAUGGCAAAUUUAGCUGAAACGUAUACUAUUGAACUAACUGAUGGCUGGUAUAGUGUUCAAGGAAUUAUUGAUGAUGAGAUGAAUAUGCUUUUACAUAAAGGCAUUGUAAAAGCUGGUACUAAACUAAUAAUAUACAAUGCAGAACUUAUUGGUGCUGGAGAAGGAAUUGACCCUUUAGAUGUUCACAAUGAUGUAAAACUUAAGAUAUCAACAAACAGCACACGAAGAGUACGCUGGCAUACCAAAUUAGGAUUCCAUAAAUACUCUACAUUGCCUAUACCUAUUACAUUAGAAUCAGUUCUACCACAAGGUGGAAUAAUAGGAUCUCUUUCACUUGUGAUACUUAGAAAGUACCCAAUAAUGUUUCUUGAAAAGAAAACAAAUUCAAAAUCUGUUUUUAGGAAUGAGAAAAUGGAAACUAUUGAAGCAGAAAAAUAUAAAGCAUACCAACAAAAGUCAUUAGAAAUAAUUUCGAAUAAGAUAAAAACUGAGUUAAUUGCUGAAAUUGCUUCUAAAACUAGUGUAUCAAAAAAAUAUAUUUCAAGUUUGAAAAAAGAAAAUUUAGAUAAAUUAAAUGUAGAUGAAUUGAGCAAUAUUCUAGAAAAUUCUACUGAUCCACUGGAAAUUCAAUCAUUACUCAGUCAAGAAAAAUUGGAAGCUCUUAAAGAUUUUAAAAAAUCAGAGCAAGAAAGAUUCUAUAAUGAACUUCAAAAUAGAGCCAAUAGAGUGUUUAAUGAUCAAUUUAAAGAUGCUCGUAAAGUAAUACCUAUGAUAAAGUUACGUGUGGUUGAUAAAAAGAAUGUUUCUACUGGUUUUAAAGCUGCUUUACUUACAAUUUGGAAUCCUUCAGAGGAUGUCAGUGAUAUCUUGAAUAAAUCUACUGAAGGACAAUAUUGUACAUUCCAACAUAUUACUACUAAUGGAUUUAUAAAUGGUGAACUACAAUUAUCAACCAACAAAAAUACUCGUUUUAAUUUUCAAGGGUAUACAGAUGAGUAUGUAAAACGUGAUGUAGUAAAUUUUAAAAAUAUUUGGUCUGGUACAUUUUUACCACUUUUUGAUGAAUUAGAUAUUGUUGGUAUUGUAGUAUCAAAUGUUAUUAAAAAUAAUGCUUAUAAUGAAAUCUAUGUAUCAGAUAAAGAAAUGAAUAUAAUCAGUAUUUUGUUCCGAGGCAAUAUUAAGGAUUAUGGAUAUGAUGACAUGAUGCACCCUGGCAGUAUAAUAUCGGGAAUCAAUAUUAAAUUUAAAGGAUUCAAUCAUUUAUCUUCUAUGCCUAAGUUAUAUAAUACAGAGCAAUCUUUAUUUACAACAAAUCCUAAGACUGAUUAUAUUUUGAAUAUUUUUGAUGAUUAUAAAAUAUUUAUGAAAAAGCCUGAAAAUCAAGAUUUUUUGGUAUGCUGCCAAACUAAACUUAGUGAAAUUUGUAAUAGACAUGGACAAACAAUAACAAUAAAUAAUGACCAAUGUUUAAAUAAAUCAAGAAAUACAUUGCAUAGGUCUUAUGGUGAAUUACCUGUCAAGGUUGUGAAAACUUCUAAUACAUCUCAAUCUGAAUUUUCUCCUGUUCAAAAAAGAAUAAAAUUGCUGAAUGCUUAUGGAAAAACACCACCAUUAAAUAUUGUUCACACUAAACCUCCAAAUAAAAAACUGUUGGGUCAAUUUAAAACACCAACCCGAUUAUAAAUUUAUAUAUUAUAUAAGUUCAACUAUUAAUUUAAGUUAAAAUAAGUUAUUUAUGUAAUAAAUG
Messenger RNA from Melanaphis sacchari, 5106 nucleotides. Its product is annotated as breast cancer type 2 susceptibility protein homolog. Lineage: Eukaryota; Metazoa; Arthropoda; Insecta; Hemiptera; Aphididae. Gene Ontology annotation, cellular component: nucleus. The transcript is spliced from 16 exons. Gene Ontology annotation, biological process: double-strand break repair via homologous recombination; regulation of DNA-templated transcription. Bases 105 to 5042 code for a protein of 1645 amino acids. The record is from RefSeq and is a predicted model, not a curated record.